Messenger RNA from Vigna angularis (adzuki bean), 2696 nucleotides. Its product is annotated as dolichyl-diphosphooligosaccharide--protein glycosyltransferase subunit STT3B. Bases 245 to 2416 code for a protein of 723 amino acids. Gene Ontology annotation, cellular component: membrane. The record is from RefSeq and is a predicted model, not a curated record. Lineage: Eukaryota; Viridiplantae; Streptophyta; Magnoliopsida; Fabales; Fabaceae. Gene Ontology annotation, molecular function: oligosaccharyl transferase activity. The transcript is spliced from 6 exons.
GACAGUGACACCGGAGAGAAAGAGAGUGUAUGUGUGUGUGCAGUGUAGUUUGGAUCCAAACCCAAAGGUAGUGUUUGGAAUCUGUUCUUUGCCAAUCCCUACUCUGGAUUUCAUUCCAACAAACCGUUGACUCUGACUCUUCUUCAUUCCAUCGUCACAAGAUUCAGAUCCACUGUCAUUCCAUUUCCAAUUUCUCCAUGAAACCCUAAUUCCACCAUUGUUGUUCACCUUCAAAUCUUCAACAAUGGCUCAAGAUCUCAAACCCUCCAUCAGCUCCUUCUCGCUCCCCAAAACCCUAAAGCUCAAGACCAAGCAGCAGGAGCUCCUCAUCCGCGUCGCCACACUCGCCCUCAUCUACGUCCUCGCCUUCAUCACGCGCCUCUUCAGCGUCCUCCGCUAUGAGUCCAUGAUUCACGAGUUCGACCCCUACUUCAACUACCGCACCACGCUCUUCCUCACUCGCAAUGGCUUCGCCGAGUUCUGGAACUGGUUCGACUCCGAGUCCUGGUACCCGCUCGGCCGCAUCAUCGGCGGCACGCUUUACCCCGGCCUCAUGCUCACCGCCGCUGCCAUUCACUCCUUACUCCGCUUCCUCCGCCUCUUCGUUCACAUCCGGGAGGUCUGCGUCCUCACGGCCCCUUUCUUCGCCUCCAAUACCACUCUCGUCGCGUAUUUCUUUGCCAAGGAGGUCUGGGACUCCGGCGCCGGCAUUGUUGCCGCGGCGCUCAUCGCGAUCUGUCCUGGGUACAUCUCGCGCUCCGUCGCUGGCUCUUACGACAACGAGGGCGUGGCGAUCUUCGCGCUGUUGCUGACCUUUUACCUCUUUGUGAAGGCCGUGAACACUGGGUCGCUGGCGUGGGCUUUGGGUUCGGCGUUUGGGUACUUCUACAUGGUGUCCGCGUGGGGAGGUUACGUUUUUAUAAUCAAUUUGGUGCCGCUUUAUGUGCUGGUGCUGCUUGUGACUGGGAGGUACUCGUUGAGGUUGUAUGUGGCGUAUAACUGCAUGUAUGUCUUGGGGAUGCUGCUGGCAAUGCAGAUUAGAUUUGUGGGGUUCCAGCAUGUGCAGUCCGGGGAGCACAUGGCGUCAAUGGGUGUGUUUUUCUUGCUGCAGGUGUUUUUCUUCCUGGAUUGGGUGAGGCAUUUGCUUAGUGACACCAAGCUCUUUCAGUCUUUUUUGAAGAUCACUGUGACCAGUGCGGUUGCUGUUGGUGCUGUGGCUUUGGGAGUGGGCAUGGCGUCUGGUUAUAUUUCUCCAUGGACUGGGAGGUUUUACUCCUUGCUUGAUCCAACUUAUGCCAAGGAUCACAUUCCGAUUAUAGCAUCUGUCUCUGAGCAUCAACCAACUGCUUGGUCAUCCUUCAUGUUUGAUUUCCAUAUCUUGCUGUUCCUUUUCCCUUCUGGUCUCUAUUUUUGUUUCAAGCGCUUGUCUGAUGCCACAAUCUUUUUAGUUAUGUAUGGUCUUACAAGCAUGUAUUUUGCUGGGGUUAUGGUUCGGUUGAUUCUUGUUGCUACCCCUGCUGUGUGCCUCAUUAGUGCUAUUGCCGUUUCUGCCACAAUAAAAAAUUUAACACGGGUGGUGAGGGCCAAGAGCCCAGCUGUUCAAAGUGGAUCUACUAAAGGAACUAGCACUGCAAAAAGUUCUUCUAAGGGUGUAGUUGACAACUCCCAGCCUUUCCAAAGGAAUGGUGCAAUUGUGUUACUCCUUGGUGCUUUCUAUUUGCUGAGUAGAUAUGCUAUUCACUGCACUUGGGUCACAUCAGAGGCUUACUCAUCUCCUUCAAUUGUCUUGGCUGCGAGGGGUGCUCAUGGCCAAAGGGUCAUCUUUGAUGAUUAUCGUGAAGCAUACUUUUGGCUUCGACAGAACACUCCACCAGAUGCCAAAGUGAUGUCGUGGUGGGAUUACGGUUAUCAAAUCACUGCCAUGGGGAACAGAACUGUAAUUGUUGACAAUAACACCUGGAACAACACUCACAUAGCUACUGUCGGGCGAGCAAUGUCAUCCUAUGAGGAUGAGGCUUAUGAGAUAAUGAGAUCGCUUGAUGUGGACUAUGUAUUAGUCGUGUUUGGUGGUGUUACUGGUUAUUCUUCAGAUGAUAUUAAUAAAUUUCUUUGGAUGGUGAGAAUUGGUGGCGGAGUUUUCCCUGUGAUAAAGGAACCUGAUUACCUUGUGAAUGGAGAAUAUCGAGUAGAUAAAGGAGCUGCUCCGAAGAUGUUGAACUGUCUCAUGUACAAGCUAUCCUAUUAUCGGUUUGGGGAGUUGACAACAGAAUAUGGAAAGCCACCUGGAUAUGAUCGCGCUAGAGGUGUUGAAAUUGGAAAUAAGGACAUAAAGCUGGAGUACUUGGAAGAGGCAUUCACUACACAGAAUUGGAUAGUUCGUAUUUAUAAAGUGAAACCUCCUAAAAACAGAUGGUAACUCUAAUCUCCCAUCCCCAAAUGCCCAAAAAUGCAAAAAACAAAGACUGUUUUCUCCGCGGGAAAUGAUAGCUUUCUAGUGAACUUGAGCGUUGAAAAUCUGUUUACAGAUUCUGGACCAUUUUUGAAGUAUGUAGAAUUAGUUGAGCUCAUUUUGUGGAUUUUGUUUCUCUUUACUGCAGUUUAUGACUUACUGCCAACUUAACUUAUUGGCUUGUUGUCACAUGUUUGCCACAGAUUAUACAAUAUUGCCGUAAUACCACUUUUAGAACCGAGCCAAA